UCUCACACAUACACACACACAUGCGCUGUGGUCCCACAAGUUAAUCUGUGACUCACCACACACUCCAGCCUUAACCUCUCCUGUAACAGACCUGAAGAGACCUCAUCCUCACCAUGCAUAGCAAGGACCAGAUCAGCCAUGACGACUACCAGAAGACAGCUGAUUGGCUGCUGUCCCAGACACAGCACCGGCCCAAGGUAGCGAUCAUCUGUGGCUCUGGACUGGGCAUGCUCGCUGACGGGCUCAAGUGCCAGGACUCCUUCCCCUACGCCGACAUCCCUGGAUUCCCCCAGAGCACCGUGCAGGGUCAUGCAGGCAGACUGGUGUUUGGGGAGCUGAAGGGGAAGACGUGUGUUUGCAUGCAAGGCCGUUUUCACAUGUACGAGGGACACUCCCUCAGCAAGACCACCUUUCCUGUCAGGGUGUUCAAGCUGUUGGGGGUGGAGACUCUGAUUGUGACCAAUGCAGCGGGGUCGCUGGCAGACAGCUACAACACGGGUGACAUCAUGAUCAUCAAAGACCACAUCAACUUCCCUGGACUGGCUGGGCUCAACCCCCUCAACGGACCCAACGAUGACAAGUUCGGCCCCCGGUUCCCGCCCAUGUCUGGUGUGUAUGACCGGGAGCUCCGCCGGCUGGCGCAGGACAUCAGUAAGACCAUGGGGGUGUCCCAGUACAUCCAGGAGGGGGUGUACUGCAUGGUGGGAGGCCCAAACUUCGAGAGCAUCGCAGAGGCACGCCUUCUGCACAGACUAGGGGUCGAUGCCGUGGGGAUGAGCACAGCUCCCGAGGUGCUAGUAGCCAGCCACUGUGGCAUGCGUGUGUUCGGACUGUCUCUGAUCACCAACAAGGUGGUGAAGUGCUACGACGACCCCGAGUGCGUGGACCACGAGAGCGUCCUGGAAGUCAGCAAGCUACGCUCCCAGACACUGCAGGCCCUGGUCAGCGAGCUGGUGGGACGGAUGGACAUCAACAACAACACCGCCUGAACACACGCCCACGCGCCCUCCCUCUCGAGCCGACGCCGAUAGACGUCCGGUGUGGAUGUCCUGUGUGGAGAACUGUCUGUGACAUUGCUUCUGAGAAGGCCGGGAUGUGACGGGAGCGGAGUCUUAAAGACUCUCUUCUGUACGACACUCAACGCUCAACAACGGUUCCUCGUGUUCCUGAAUAUCUAACUUGCAGCUAAACAACAUGGUGCCUUGUUGGUCAACAUCCAAGUUAUCUUUCUGUAUUCUGUAAGUGUUGAUGUAAAGAAUCUUACACUUUACUAUCAUUUUCAUAACUAGUCUUUAGGUUGGGGUUAGGUGAUGUGCUGUAGGCCUAGUUGUUGCAAAGCUGUUUUCAUCAAUGUAAGUUACAAAAAUCUAACUGAAAACGUUUUAUUCUCUGUUGUUUUGACAAAUGUUAUUUAUUAGAAUAUGGAGUGUAAAGACUGUAUACUUGGAUAACAAAAGUGACAUAUGGUACAUAUUGCUGAGCAUAUUUUUAAUUCAAAAAUUAAUUGCAUGUAUUUGAAUCCAUGACUCAUCACUGAAGAAUUUUUAACUUUUUCUGAGAAUAUAAUUGUACACACAUCUCCUUUUUUUUUAAUUAUUUUUCAAUUAACAAUGGUGCUUUGAUUAUCUGUAAAGGCUACUGAACAGUUUCAUAUGAGGAUUGUACAGGGAUAAUCUAUUUGAAUUCAA
Molecule: messenger RNA, 1688 nt
Organism: Hypomesus transpacificus
Lineage: Eukaryota; Metazoa; Chordata; Actinopteri; Osmeriformes; Osmeridae
Gene: pnp4a
Product: purine nucleoside phosphorylase 4a
Exons: 6
Coding region: 114-989 (291 amino acids)
Biological process (GO): nucleoside metabolic process
Cellular component (GO): cytoplasm
Molecular function (GO): purine-nucleoside phosphorylase activity
Source: RefSeq, a predicted model, not a curated record